AUGGUGUUCCAUUUGUCAUCUACUGCUGUCUCUCAAUACGAAACAGAUAUCGAUUUGACAGGUCGUUUUGAGUUGGAACGUGCAGUGCGGAUUCUGUGUUACGUGAACACUAUACCGGAAACGUAUGAGAACAAAGCGAGACACGUGAUGAACACAUGGGCGCGGCAAUGUACCAAGGUGAUUUUUAUCAGCUCGGAAGAUAGUACGGAAUUGCCGGUUAUCAAUUUGAAUUUGACAUUCAAAGAAAAUCGGAAACAUUUGUGGAGAAAAAUGCAAUCCGCUUUGCUCUAUCUGUAUGGAUUCCGAAACGAUUAUGACUUUUUCUUCAAAGCGGACGAUGACACGUAUGCGACUGUGGACAAUUUGCGUUACGCAUUGAAGGAUUUGAAUCCGGACGAGCCGAUUAUUUCUGGCUAUCCGUUCACGCACAUCAUAAAAAGUGGGCAUCUAUCCGGUGGGGCUGGUUACGUUCUUUCGCGGGCCACUUUGAAAUUGCUGGUGGAAAAAGCGUUGAAUAAACAUCCGGAAUGUCCAACAUUUGAUGAGGAUUUGGAAGAUGUGAAAAUUUCUAUGUGCGCGUAUGCAGUUGGGGCCCGGUUUGUGCCACUGGUCGAUCGGCACAGCACGAUCCCUUAUCACGUGGACGACUUGCAUCAGAACGAAUAUCGAUUUCAGUGGAUGGAUUUGAAAUCGCUGUUCGACUGGGAAUUGCCGUACAAAAAGGCUGCCCUAACGGAUUCCGUGCACUCGACUGUUCCGUUCAUUCGUGAUGAUCACGAGUAUGGAUUGUGGCAAGUGAAAUUGGUCCCUUACAUGGAUCAGCAUCUAGGUAGAAAGAAGUCAAAGAAGACAAAUUUGAAAAACAACAUUUCGCUUUAA
This is a messenger RNA of Echinostoma caproni, 879 nucleotides long. Lineage: Eukaryota; Metazoa; Platyhelminthes; Trematoda; Plagiorchiida; Echinostomatidae. The record is from the annotation of a GenBank genome assembly.